Periconia digitata is the source of this 1614-nucleotide messenger RNA. The record is from the annotation of a GenBank genome assembly. NCBI's taxonomy places the organism in Eukaryota, Fungi, Ascomycota, Dothideomycetes, Pleosporales, Periconiaceae.
AUGACGACAACAUCCAAACCCGAAGACCCGACCAUGGUCGAGUUAUCCUCACCGGCCGAUAGCUCAUCUGCGGUGAUCGCGACGUCGCAGACGGCUCAAGCCUUCGAAGCCCGCCAGCACUCGCUGACGCGCUCCGAAGCGAUCCGUGAACACUGGAAGGCAAUUGCCUGGUGUUUCUACAUGUUCUUCACGUGCAUCAUGUAUGGUUUCGACUCACUAGCUGGUGGUGUGGUCGUAGGUAUCACGGAGUUCAGAAAGGAUUUUGGGCAUCCGUUUGGUGGGGAUUACGUUGUGGAUGCGAAUUGGCAGUUGGGAUUCCAGGCAGCGACUUUGGGAGGUAUCGUCGGUGGUGGCUUAAUGACAGGCUUCGCUAUCCACAAAUUCGGUCGGAAAAUUUGCAUCUUGGGAGCCUACAUUCUCAACACCGGCGGCAUCUUUCUCCAAUUCUUCGCCAAGACACCAGCACAUUUCUUUGGGGGGAAGAUCCUGACUGGGCUUCCUCUUGGAGUCUUCGCGACAGUCGCCCCAAGUUAUUCGUCUGAAAUGGCCCCGCUUUCUAUCCGCGGUGCUGUCACUGCCGGUAUCAACUUCGCAAUUGUGCUUGGCCAACUCAUUGGAUACGGUGUUCAGAGACAGACGGCGUCCUUCAAUGAUUCGCGGCAGUACAAGAUUCUGUUUGCUACGCAGUGGGGCUACGUCGUAGUCGGUCUUCUCAUCCUGCCUUUCCUUCCCGAAUCACCAUACUGGCUAGUGGCGCAUGGAAAACACGAACAGGCCAGAGCCACCAUCUCCAAAUUACACGCACCCGAUUACGAUGUCGACGGCCAUAUGGCACAAGUCCACGACUCUCUCGCCCGAAUGAACGCGGAUAACGAAUCACAAGGCACAAUGCUGGAAUGUUUCUCUCAUGCAAAUAUCCGCAGAACUAUGGUCUCUACCUUCAUAUUCUUCAUUCAGAACGCGUCUGGGAGCGUUUGGGUGAUUGGCUACAUGAGCUACUUUAUGCAGCUUGGCGGCAUGACGCCCGCGAGAUCUUUUGAUACGACUGUCGGCAUGUCCGGAUUGAUGGUGGUGGGUAAUAUGUUUGGAUGGCUAUUCAUCGAGUGGUUCGGUCGCAGAGGUACUGCGUUGUACGGAGCGGCCGGUCUGACCGUCACUCUGUUCAUUAUUGGUAUCUUGGGUGUUAUCAACAGGCCUGGUGCUAUCUGGGGACAAGUCGCAUUCAUGGCUAUCUGGGGUUUCGUGUACCAAGGAACGAUUGGCGCGGCAGCUUGGGUCAUAUCGUCGGAGAACUCUACUUCCAGACUCCGCUCUCCUACGCAGUCUCUUGUGACUAUGAUGAACGGACUCUCAUCAUGCAUUUGGUCAUUUUCACUGCCAUACGCCAUCAAUCCCGAUCAAGGUAAUCUCCAGGGUAAGAUCGCCUUCAUCUUUGGUGCGGUGAUGGCGGCGUCGUGUAUUUUCAUCUACUUUUUUGUCCCUGAGACCAAAGGCCGCACCUGGAUCGAGAUUGAUGAACUCUACAAGCGAGGAGUUCCAGCAUGGAAAUGGAAAGAAACGAAAGUGUCGACGGUGGCUGAGUCUGAAAUCGAGGACAUAAAACCUUCACAUUAG